UUUCCUACAUAGGUAUAUCUAUCUCAUCCCGUUAACGCUCAGUUCAUAAUAAAAACUCGUAGCAUUAGGACCUGUUUUAUUAAGUUUUAUAAUUUUAUUAAUAAAACCCACCGUAAAUAAUUGUUAUUGCGUUUUUGUCAAGUUAGGUAUAUAUUUUGUAUAGUAUCAAAAUGGCCAUUCACAUCAAGGACGCUGACGACCUCAAGAACAGGCUCUCUGAAGCCGGUGAGAAGCUCGUCGUGAUUGACUUCAUGGCAACCUGGUGCGGACCCUGCAAGAUGAUCGGGCCCAAACUAGAGGAACUGGCCAACGAGCUGGCUGACUCCAUUGUCGUACUUAAGGUCGAUGUAGACGAGUGUGAGGACGUCGCUGCCGAGUACAACAUAAACGCCAUGCCCACCUUCGUCUUUAUUAAGAGUUCACAGAAACUCGAAGAAUUCUCCGGCGCUAACGUCGACAAGCUAAAGAACACCAUCCUCAAGUUGAAGUAAAAAUAUUAUUAAAAUAAAUCGGCGUGUACGUUGGUUGCCUUAUGCCGCAGGCGGACAGACAACUUGCAAAGAAUUAAGCUUUUUAUACAUAUGUUACUUUUAUUACAGUUUAAAAAUGUGUUUAGUUUCUAUUUCUGGUAAAACUACAUACAAUGCUAAAUGCAUUUAUAUUUUUUUUUAAAUAAUAAAAGCAUAAUAUAUUUAGUGUAAUCUAUUUUGAACGAACGUUUUGUAAGUACUUGAGUAAUACAAGUAAAAGUAAAUUUUUAUUCCUUUGCCCUAUUCGCAUAGCGCGAUGAAAACGUUUUUUAGCUCUGUGCAGAGAAUAUAUACAAAAAAAAAUGACAAGUAUCGAGGUAUUUUUAUAUUGCCGUCAAGUGUCUUAAAUGUUAUUGUGUUCGUUCUGUGUAUUGAGCACGUAGUAUUGCAUUUUGCACAAGUUUUAGAACGCGUACAUGCCCGUAAAUGUAUUAACUUUUCCGUAUUGCAUUAUUAUGUAUGUUACAAAGUAUUGUUACUUCAAUGACGUAAAAAAAAUGUCAUAUUUA
Melitaea cinxia (Glanville fritillary) is the source of this 1039-nucleotide messenger RNA. It is a transcript of the gene Trx2, whose product is annotated as thioredoxin-2. Gene Ontology annotation, molecular function: protein-disulfide reductase activity. Bases 171 to 491 code for a protein of 106 amino acids. The transcript has 3 exons. The record is from RefSeq and is a predicted model, not a curated record. NCBI's taxonomy places the organism in Eukaryota, Metazoa, Arthropoda, Insecta, Lepidoptera, Nymphalidae.